Galdieria sulphuraria is the source of this 1427-nucleotide messenger RNA. Its product is annotated as RuvB-like protein. The transcript has 4 exons. The record is from RefSeq and is a predicted model, not a curated record. Lineage: Eukaryota; Rhodophyta; Bangiophyceae; Galdieriales; Galdieriaceae. The coding region runs from base 35 to 1405 and encodes 456 amino acids. Gene Ontology annotation, biological process: chromatin remodeling; regulation of transcription by RNA polymerase II; box C/D snoRNP assembly. Gene Ontology annotation, molecular function: ATP hydrolysis activity; ATP binding; DNA helicase activity. Gene Ontology annotation, cellular component: NuA4 histone acetyltransferase complex; Swr1 complex; Ino80 complex.
UUAUGCUGUGGAAAACAUCAUUUGCCGCCCAUCGAUGAAAAUUGAGCAAGUUCAGUCAACAAGCUAUAAAAAGCAACGUGUGGCUAUACACUCACAUGUAAAAGGUCUAGGACUAGGACCUGACGGUGUUGCCACGCCCAUUUCUGCUGGUUUUGUUGGACAAGAACAAGCAAGGGAAGCAGCUGGUGUUGUAGUGGAACUCAUUCGUAGUAAGAAGAUGGCAGGGAGAGCUUUGUUACUUGCUGGAGCACCAGCAACUGGAAAGACUGCGCUUGCGUUGGGUAUUGCUCGUGAGUUGGGGCAAAAAGUUCCUUUUUGUCCUUUGAAUGGUUCCGAAGUAUAUUCGUCGGAAGUCAAAAAGACUGAAAUUUUGAUGGAAAACUUUCGAAGAGCAAUUGGAAUACGAGUGAAAGAAAUGAAAGAAGUGUAUGAAGGAGAAGUAACCGAGUGGACACCUGAAGAAACUGAAGAUCCUUUGGAAGGAUAUGGGAAGAAAGUUAGCCACGUUAUUCUGAGUCUCAAAACUGCAAAAGGUUCCAAGCAGUUGAAGUUGGAUCCUUCCAUAUAUGAAAACUUGGUAAAAGAAAAGGUGUCGUUGGGGGAUAUCAUUUAUAUCGAUGCCAAUUCGGGCUCUGUGAAGAGAUUGGGAAGAAAUGAAUCCUAUGCUAAAGAACAUGAUUUGGAAGCAGAUGAAUAUGUACCUUUACCAAAGGGUGAUGUUCAUAAGAAAAGAGAAGUUAUUCAGGACUUGACUUUACAUGAUUUGGAUGUAGCCAAUGCGAGACCUCAAGGCGGCAAGGAUGUCCAUAGCUUAUUGAAUUCUCUACGGACCCCAAAGAAAUCGGAGAUUACGGACAAGUUAAGAAUGGAAGUGAAUCAGAUUGUUUCUGGGUUUAUAGAACGAGGAGUUGCUGAGUUGAUACCUGGUGUUUUGUUUAUUGAUGAAGUUCACAUGUUAGACAUUGAAUGUUUUAGUUACUUGAAUAGGGCCCUGGAAUCUAAUAUUGCUCCCAUUGUUAUAUUCGCUACCAAUCGAGGAAUGACUGAAAUUAGAGGAACGGAUAUUAGAGGGCCCCACGGUUUGCCGGUGGAUCUUUUAGACCGUUGCAUGAUUAUAAGAACACAGCCCUAUACUUUGGAAGAGGUUUCACAAAUUUUGUCCAUUCGAGCAAAGUUGGAAGGUAUUCCUGUUACAGAGGAGUCUUUGAAAGCCUUGGCAGAAAUCAGUAGUCGUACGAGUCUACGAUAUACUGUACAGUUACUAACACCUGCUGGAAUCCUUAGUAAAGUUGCUGGAAGAGAGCAAGUAACGGAAGAGGAUGUAAAGGAAGCCGAUGUUUUAUUUUUUGAUGCCAAACAGAGUGCGCAUAUGUUGGCUGAACAAGGAGAUAAAUUUAUUACGUAAGAGAGAAGUUUGAUUGAAAUUA